Molecule: messenger RNA, 1956 nt
Organism: Medioppia subpectinata
Lineage: Eukaryota; Metazoa; Arthropoda; Arachnida; Sarcoptiformes; Oppiidae
Source: the annotation of a GenBank genome assembly
GUUGUGUUGAAAUCAAUGGCGAAUUAAUAAAACACAACUCUUAAAAUGAAUGCUCACAAACAACUGUUUAGUGACCUGGCUAUUCGUAUAUGCACCAUCACCGUGUUUAUCAUUGGCCUAAAUCACCAACACCAAAAUGCUGCUAAUGGGUGCAAACUGGACAUCACCAUUCACAUACAGCUACUAUGCAACCACAGCCGGGCCAUCGUGAUUGAGCAGGCGAUACCUGCCUGGCGGCGACUGUCCUCCAUCAUGAACCUGGAGCUAAUACCCUACGGUAACUCACGUACACUAAUAGGCAACUACUCGAUGUUACCGCCGCCACAAAUGGCGUUCAAGUGCCAACACGGAAACCGCGAGUGCUCAGGCAAUGCCCUAAUGGGCUGUGCAUUGAAGACAUUGCCUAAGGAAUAUGGCAUAGCAUUUGUCGAUUGUAUGUUUAGACAUGACUUAUGGUGGAAACCGGAAAUAUCUGCCCCUUGCUGCGCCCGACAGUUGGAUAUUGAUUGGCGAUUCUUAGAGCGCUGUUCGCAAUCGGCUUUUGGCAAAAACAUCCAAUGGCUUAACGGCCGGAAAGUGCACGCAUUGCGGCCCAAAAUGAGACACGUGCCCUGGGGCUACAAACCAGACAUAUGUAAUGAGACAAUCGUGGAGAAAGUGGUGCCGACAAGACUCGGGUUCACUAAACGCAACGCAUCGGUUGAGGCGAUUGUGUUAACUAAAAACCAGACGAUAUUGCCUAACAUUCCCAACCAGAGUCACGCGUCCGGACCCGGUAUAGCCACCAACUAUACCCUACCGGUGCCCGACCUUAAGGUUAUUAACGCUUCAGUCGUACGCGAUAUAAUGCUGCAGUCGAAAGAGGGCGACGAUUGUAACCACCAGGCUACUACCAUUGGCCGUGCCAGUACAACACCGGCGCCCACUACUACCCCACACAUCAGAAUAAACGAAUCGGCUGAUACUUGUGACAAUAAAACCACCGGAGCUGAUGACAACAGGACUAGCUUUUCAGUGAUUGAAGCAACAGUCCCGACAACUACCCCGUGCGGACCCGUAAACGUGGUAACAACUACCCCGUGCGGACCCGUAAACGUGGUAACAACUACCCCGUGCGGACCCGUAAUCAUGGUAACAACUACCCCGUGUGGGCCCGUACCGCAUGGCAAAAGCGGUCAGCUAACUUCAAAACCAGAAGAUUUUGAUCUAGACGAAUUCGAAGACGCUAGAGUGGAUAGAAACCAAAAGCAAAGUAACCUGACCAGCGGUCCUACAACGGUUCGUGCUACUACAGUGACCAGUGGUCCUACAGUGACCAAAUCUCACGUUACUACGUACGCACAGUCAUCGUCCAGUUUAGUCGACAAUGGUGUGGUCAUGGUGCAAAAAACUAUAAAUGCCACUACCAACCCUAGAAAUGUCAAUAAUACAGCUUUUAAUAGUACCAACGCGAAUGAUAAACCAACAUCGAAAAGCAAUUGUACUGUUGGUGGCGGUGAUGACGAUGAAGAGGACAAAGCAUUAAAAUCAAGUAAGGAUGAAGAGGAUGAAGAGGAAUCAGCUCCGGCUAUACAACGAAUACGUCCAGACGCUGUGCGCAACGAAAGCUCACAAUCAAACAAAACCGACCCUAAUGUUCGCAUACAUCUCAAGAAUCUGAUCCCACAUAACCAAAGCACUACCGCUUUGCCAAAUAUAACAACUACUACUAAAACGACCACAACACUCCCGACCACCACAACCACACCGAGAGUCACCACAACUACACCAAAGGCCACAACAAGAGUUACCACAACUACACCAACGACCACAACAAGAGUCACCACAACUACAUCAACGACCACAACAAGAGUCACAACUACACCAACGACCACAACAAGAGUCACAACUACACCAACGACCACAACUACACCAUUGGCCAAUGGUGUAGUUGUGGUCACUUUUGUCGUGACUGUC